This is a messenger RNA of Rotaria sordida, 2340 nucleotides long. Lineage: Eukaryota; Metazoa; Rotifera; Eurotatoria; Philodinida; Philodinidae. The record is from the annotation of a GenBank genome assembly.
AUGUACAAAAUCAGAAACAACACCUUACAACAUAAACAAAAUCAAUUAAGAUGUAUUAAUAUAGAAAUUAACACGCAGAACUCAAUAUUAAAUCAUUAUUUCAAAACAUCACAACCAACACGACAACAUCAAGAUGAUCUGAGAUGGAUAAAUAAAUUUAAUGAAAAUUUUGAAAAUAAGUUGAUAAAAAAGCACGAUAAGAAAAUAAAACUAUUAAAAGAAAAACAAGUGCAACCACAAUCAACAAAACCACAAACAACAAAACCGAUGAAUUCAAAAAUAACAUAUGAUACAUCAAAUGUUAUUAACAUAUCGAAGAUUCAUUUAAGUCAACAACAAUUAAAAGUAAUAUCAAAAGGAUUAAAAUUUGUUCCAACACCAACAUCAAUUAAUACAAUAACAACAGUGGUAAAUUGUGAAAAAUCCUUAUUUUCGACAUCAAAAUUAAUAAAAAGUGCAGCAAUAUCAGAAAUAUCAACAUUUAUUCAAAAAUGGAGAAAACCUACUAAAUUCAAUAUGAAUAAAGAGGAAGUAAAAUUAUUAAAAGAAAUAAAAACAAUUGAAGAUAUUGUUAUAGUUCAAGCUGAUAAAGGUGGCAAAAUAGUUGUUAUGAACAAAAACGAUUAUUUUAAUAAAAUUGAAGAAAAAUUAAAUGAUUUGAACGUUUAUGAACAAGUGAAAAAAGAUCCAACAACAAUAAUCAAAACAGAAAUCAACAAAAAGGUUACCAAGAUGUUAAAUCAAAACAAAAUUACAGAUCAAAAUAAAUAUUAUUUAACAUCAAUCGAUGAUCUUCCUAAAAUUCGUGGUCAACCUAAACUACAUAAAAUUGAUACUCCGAUGAGAAUUGUUACUUGUUCACGAGACACAAUAACAUCACCUAUCUCUCAAUUCAUAUUUAGAAUAAUUAAAGAAUUAAGAACAACUUUAAAUGGUGUGGUAUGUAAUACAUCAAAGUUUGUCAAAAUUAUUUCAGAUGUUAAAUUAAAUCAAGACGAACAUUUAGCAAGUCUUGAUAUUCAAGAUUUAUAUACAAACAUACCAGUUAGCAAAGCCAUCGAUAUUACAUUAAAACGACUUGAUGAAUCCAAGAAAUUGGAUAAUUUACCAUUUACCAAAACUGAUAUUAAAGAGCUGCUAAAUUUAGCCUUAAAGAACAGCUAUUUUCAAUUUAAUGGUAAAUUUUACAAACAAAAAACAGGUUUACCUAUGGGUAAUACAUUAUCACCAAUACUAGCCGACAUAUACAUGGAUGAAUAUCAAAAACAACAUUUACAUGAAGUAAACAUUCCAAAUAAAAUAUGGAGAUAUGUUGAUGAUAUUCUAAUCAUUACAAAAAUGAAUAAACCACAAUUGGAAAAAUAUGUAUAUGAUUUAAAUAAAAUACGUGGAACAAUUAAAUUUACCUCAGAAUUUGAACAAAAUGAUCAAAUAAAUUAUCUUGAUACAAUGUUAACAAAAACAAUAAUAAAUAAUGAAAUAAUACUUAAAGUUAGAUGGUUCCGAAAAGAUACAGCUGCAGAUAGGCUAUUAAAUUAUGAAUCAAGUCAUGGAAAAUCCAUCAAAAAUAACAUCGUUAAAAAUAUGACUGCAAGGAUUUUAGAAACAACUCAAGACAACAAAGAUCAACAAGAAGAUUUAAAUAAAUUAAGAGACAUGUUAUUAAGAUCAAAUUAUCCGUUAAGAGAAAUUGAAAAAUUAAUCAAACAAACAUGUCAAGAAUUUAAAUCAAAUAAAAAUAAAAAUAAAUCCAAUGAUAAAAACGAUGAUACAGCCGGUCAGAUUAAAGAUAAAAAUAAUAAUGAUUUCAUUUGUAGUUUAACAUUACCAUACGCUCCUGGUAUGGAAGUACUUAAAAGAAGACUUGAAAAGAAAUUAAAAAUCAAAUUAUUCUUUUCCUAUCCAUACAAACUACAAUCACAAUUUAAUCAAUCAUUAAAAGUUCCAUCAAAAUCUGUUAUAUAUCAAAUCCCGUGCUCAUGUAAACAAACCUAUGUUGGACAAACAAAAGUAGGUAUAGAUAAUCGUAUGAAACAACAUUCAAAAACCAUAAAUGAUAAUGAAAAUAAUAGUAAUUCAGAAAUGGUUAAACAUUUUCAAGAAAAGAAAUUUCAAUGUCUAUUUGAUCCAAAUGAUGCAUUUAUAAUUGAAGAAGAAAAAGAUUAUUGGAAAAGACGCACAAAAGAAGCAAUAUAUUCAAUAAUAAGUGAGUCAGUAAAUACACAUGAUGAAAUCAAUGCAGCAUGGACACCAAUAUUACAUAAAGCAAAACAUCAGAUUCAACGAAAGAUCGAAUCAGCUCGAGAAAAUUACAACAAAUACAAAAGAACAAAAACUUAA